UCCGAGGACUUGCAUCUUAUAAAAAGGUCCCCAUCUGGCGUUUAGGCGGGAUGGGCUCUAGCGCUGGAAGAACCGGAGGAGUCGAGGCCCAAAGCGAAUGUCCUGUUCAGAGUGCACACAACCCGGCCUUGACACAGGCCCGGAGAGAGAGCCCCAGGACUCAAGCGCUUUGGGGCUCUCAUCCCUGAAUCCGCUCCGGGCAGCCUUCCUUUCCGCGAGGCUUCCCUUCCUUCUCUGAGGUUCGGGAGCCGGUGACGUCACCGUGCCCACUGGGUGUCCUCCUUUCUGUCCGCCUGUGAGUUCAGAGGCGGGGGGGGGGGCGCUCAGCCAAGCGCAGAGAUUCAGCCUCGCUUCUGGCACAAGCAGGCAGGCGGAGAGUGCGCGCGCGCGCGUUCGGGCUCCUGGCAAUUGACAAGCGCUCCCGUCCGCCCGGCUCCACAGCCGCGCAGGGAGUCCGAGCUCCUCGGCUGCGGCUCGCCUCGCGCCAGAGAAUCCGCCUGCAGAGACCGAGAGUUUUGUCGGCCUGGAUGUAAAAGGCGGCCGGUCCCCUUACCUAGAGGUGCUCCGCAAGAUGCACGCGUGAGAAGCAGCCUGAUUUAGGAGCUUGCCGAGGAGCCUGCCGGGGCCCAGGACCAUGGCCAGCAGCCCUUUGCCAGGCCCCACGGACCUCCUCCUGGCCGCCCCGUCCAACGCCUUCCCGGCGGAAUCCCUGAGCCAAGGGCAGCCCCCUCCGCAGCGCGGCUCUUCCCAUUCCGGCGGCGCCAUGAAGCCCAACCAGGUGGGCCAAGUGAUCCUCUAUGGCAUCCCCAUCGUGUCGCUGGUGAUCGACGGGCAGGAGCGGCUGUGCCUGGCGCAGAUCUCCAACACGCUGCUCAAGAAUUUCAGCUACAACGAGAUCCACAACCGCCGGGUGGCGCUGGGCAUCACCUGCGUGCAGUGCACCCCGGUGCAGCUGGAGAUCCUGCGGCGGGCCGGGGCCAUGCCCAUCUCUUCGCGGCGCUGCGGCAUGAUCACCAAAAGGGAAGCCGAGCGCCUCUGCAAGUCCUUCCUGGGCGAGAACCGGCCGCCCAAGCUACCCGACAACUUCGCCUUCGACGUCUCGCACGAGUGCGCCUGGGGCUGCCGGGGGAGCUUCAUCCCGGCCCGCUACAACAGCUCGCGGGCCAAGUGCAUCAAGUGCAGCUACUGCAGCAUGUACUUUUCGCCCAACAAGUUCAUCUUCCACUCCCACCGCACGCCCGAGGCCAAGUACACGCAGCCCGACGCCGCCAACUUCAACUCCUGGCGGCGCCAUCUCAAGCUCACCGACAAGACCCCGCAGGACGAGCUGGUCUUCGCCUGGGAGGACGUCAAGGCCAUGUUCAACGGCGGGAGCCGCAAGCGGGCCCUCCCGCACUCGACGCCGGCGCAUCAGCCCGGCGGGGGCGCCGCCGCCCCGCACUGCCACCCGCUGGGCUCCGUCAAGGCGGCGGUGGUGGGCGUCGGAGGAGGCCUGCUCAGCCCCCACCUCCUGGGAGCGCCGCCCCCGCCGCCCCCGGACCUCCACCAGAAGCGAGGCCGCUUCGACGACGACGAGGAGCUGCAGGAAGCGGUGGCGGCUGCCGCAGCUGCGGCCGCCGCGGUAGUACACGGCGGAGCCGGCAAAGCCCAGCGGAACUACCCGGUCAUCCCGGUGCCCAGCAAAGGCUCCUCCUUCGGGGGUGUCCUGCAGAAAUUUCCCGGCUGCGGGGGCCUCUUUCCUCACCCGUACGGCUUCCCUGCCGCCGCCUUCAGCCUCUGCCACAAGAAGGAGGACUCGGAGGGGCUGGGCGUCGGGGGCCAAGGGGGCCCCGCGGGACACAAGGCGGCGGCUGGGGCCUCGCCAGCGGCUGGAGCCGGCCUCUCGGGGCUCUUCUGGCCGGGGACCAGGAAGGACGCUGCCGCCGCCGCCGCCGCCGCCGCUUUCUACCCGCCUUUCUGCAUGUUUUGGCCCCCGCGUGCCCCGGGGGGGCUCCCGGGGCUGCCCACUUACUUGCAGCCCCCUCCACAGCCGCCCACCUGCACCGCCCUGGGCGGGGAGAACCCCAGCUUGCUGCGCCAAGCCUUUCUGGACCUCGCCGAGCCCAGCAGCGAAGGAGGAGCCGCCGGGCUGGGCACUCCUCCGGCUGCAGCCGCCCCUCAGGCCAGCGGCGGCGCCAGCCGGGACCCGCGGGCUUUCGACGGCGGAGAUGCCGCCUGUUCUCCCGGGGCCGAGGGAGGCGGCGGCGGGGCCCGCAGCUCUGCGGCUCACCAGCCCCACCUGCUGGAAGGGCAGCCCCGGGGCAAAGGGGGCGCCUCUUACCACCACUCCAGCGCCUUCCGUCCGGUGGGGGGCAAAGAGGACUCGGAAAGCCUGGCGAAGCUCCACCAUCACCAUCCGCCCCGCUCCUCCGCCUCCCCGCCGCCUCUCUUGCUGCUGCCCCCGGAGCGGGAGCAAGGGGCCUGCGACCGUCCCCUGCACCCCCCGGGCCACCGCCUCCUCUCCCCGGGGGGCACCAGCUGCAGCUACCCCAGCGAGGACAGCAGCGAUGAAGAGGAGGAGGAAGAGGAGGAGGAGGAGGAGGAAGAAGAAGAAGAAGAGCCCGAGGUGGACGUGGAGAGCCACAAACUGCCCGAGGAGGAAGGAGAGGAACCGGAGGAGGAGGCGGAAGAGCAGGAUGUGGUGGAUCCCGUCGGGGGAGCCAGCCGCUACCCCUCGAGACGGGGCUUGACGGACAAGGGCGCCGCUGCCGCUGUUGCCGCUCCCCCGACGGGGCCUUUCCCUGCGGCUUCCUGCAGGCCGGCUCAAGAGGAGGAGAAAUCGGGGGGGCUCAACUCCGAGCAGCUGCUGCAGCCGCCGCCUCUUCCUCCUUCUCUGCCCACCUGCCCCUCAAAGGGGGGGAGCAGCGACGAGAGCAGCCCAGCGCACCAUCCAUCAGCCGAGGAACAGCCGCCGCCGCCGCCGCCGCCCUACAAAGAUAUCCAGAAAAGUAAGGAAGGGAGCCCUGGUGUUCUCUCCACGAAGGAAGACGGCUUCUCAGAUAAGAACAAGGAACACAAUUUUUUCAUCACAGACUCAGAACAUCCAGGAGGGGACUUCUGGAGAAAUAUAGCAGGCGAACCCAUACAGGAAACCAAUUCACCUCAUUCUCUGAAAAAGGAUGUAGAAAACAUGGGAAAAGAAGAACUACAGAAGGUCUUGUUCGAGCAGAUAGACCUGCGGCGAAGACUAGAACAGGAGUUCCAAGUCCUAAAAGGAACUGCUUCUUUCCCAGUGUUCAAUAAUUUUCAAGAUCAGAUGAAGCGGGAAUUGGCCUAUAGAGAAGAAAUGGUUCAACAGUUACAAAUUAUUCCCUAUGCAGCAAGCUUGAUCAGGAAAGAAAAACUCGGGACACAUCUCAGCAAAAGCUAAAAGCAGGAGUACAGGAUCCUCUUAUAAGAUACCAUGCACCCAUCACUCUGAAUUCAGACUUAUUUAAAGACUGAAAAUGGAAGGGCUUUGGGUAUUUAAAAAGAAAAGAAAAGAAGAAACAAAGAUAAAUCGGGUUCCAUUGAACCCCAAGGACAAGUGACUUCAAAGCUUCAUGGACAACCAUGUAAAUUAGAAUGUAGCAGCCAUUUAUUAAUUUUAAAAGAAGAAGAGGGGAAAAUUGAGUAAUUCAAGAAUGCCUGUCUUGGAUGUUUUUGGUGGUACCAAAGUUUGGUUUGGUGUUUUUAGAAGGACUCCUGAACUCGAUAGAUACUGUGAAAAGGCUGUGACCCAGUCGUGUGGAUAAACCCAUGCAAAAGACCCUAACAGCAUCUCCCAGUCCAAUGCCACAAAAGCACUUGGAGAGUUCAGCUUGUUUUGCUUUUUGAAGGGUGUUUGUUUCUUUUGUAGAAAGGAACAUGAUUCAGAAAAGAAAAAAACAUGGGCUAGAAUGUCAUUGAGAUGCGUUGAUGGAAGAGCAUUAGCCAUAUCCAGCGCUUCCUAAAAGCAGACUGGGAACUUCUAGGAUCCUCAUAUGCUCAGUUGCCCACCCCAGAGUCUCUCCAUUCCCUCCUGGUAUUUUGCCUGCUGUAUGAAUGAAGAUUGUAAUCUUCUGGAAAUAUUUUACAAUUUAUUAUUGAGUGUAAUUAAAAAUAUAACCGCUGAGAUUUAAAAAAAGGUAUUUAACUCUGUUGUAGUUUCUUUAACAUU
Molecule: messenger RNA, 4177 nt
Organism: Rhineura floridana
Lineage: Eukaryota; Metazoa; Chordata; Lepidosauria; Squamata; Rhineuridae
Gene: SKOR2
Product: SKI family transcriptional corepressor 2
Exons: 9
Coding region: 635-3409 (924 amino acids)
Biological process (GO): negative regulation of transcription by RNA polymerase II; negative regulation of BMP signaling pathway
Cellular component (GO): nucleus; transcription regulator complex
Molecular function (GO): RNA polymerase II cis-regulatory region sequence-specific DNA binding; DNA-binding transcription factor activity, RNA polymerase II-specific; SMAD binding
Source: RefSeq, a predicted model, not a curated record